Messenger RNA from Xyrauchen texanus (razorback sucker), 2135 nucleotides. RefSeq names its product 2-phosphoxylose phosphatase 1-like. Gene Ontology annotation, biological process: chondroitin sulfate proteoglycan biosynthetic process; dephosphorylation; glycosaminoglycan biosynthetic process. The record is from RefSeq and is a predicted model, not a curated record. The transcript has 6 exons. Gene Ontology annotation, molecular function: phosphatase activity. The coding region runs from base 488 to 2029 and encodes 513 amino acids. Lineage: Eukaryota; Metazoa; Chordata; Actinopteri; Cypriniformes; Catostomidae. Gene Ontology annotation, cellular component: Golgi apparatus.
UCCCAUGACCCUAACCCUAUCCCUAAACCUAACCAUCACAGAAAACUUUCUGCAUUUUUAGAUUUUCAUAAAAAAUAAUUUAGUAUGAUUUAUAAGCUGUUUUCCUCAUGGGGACUGACAAAAUGUCCCCACAAGGUCAAAAAUUUCGGGUUUUACUAUCCUUAUGGGGACAUUUGGUCCCCACAAAGUGAUAAAUACACGCUCACACACACACACACACACACACACACACACACACACACACACACACACACACACACACACACACACACACAUUCUGAUUAGCAGUGGGGUGGAGGAGGGCAGAGAGGCUUAGAUUAGGACUGUAUCUGAUAGUCCUGCAUUCUUUCGAGAUGUAUUAGCACUACCCACGGCAGGAAACUGGACAGGACGGACAACUCUGAACGGAAAAGCACUGCGGUCAGGUGACCGUAAGGGGCGGUGCAUGUAUGGCUGAUGGACAAGUGUCUGUACCAAUUAGAGGACAAUGCUGGCACAGAACCGUUUCAUCCUGGUGCUGGUGGUGGGGGCGCUGCUGGCCGUGCUGAGUUUCAGUCUGCAGUAUUUGCACCUGAUUCCGACCAAUACGACCAUGGCAGCGAAAAGGUCACAAGGUAAAAACAGGAAGCGUGUGAAUCCAGUUCUCCAUACGGAUCCACCUGCCCCGGACCCCAUCCGUGACACCCACCAGUACUGCAAUUACCCCAACCUCACCGAACACGGCUGGGAGGGUCACAGUCUGCCUGACUACAAGCUGCUGUCGGUCCAGGUGAUGAUUCGCCAUGGAGACCGUUACCCACUGUACUCCAUCCCCAAAACCAAGAAGCCUACCAUUGACUGCACCCUAUCAGACAAAAGAAAGCCCUCUCAUUCCCUCUUAAACCCCUUCAUCAGUCACAUGGCUCUGGGUGGGCGUGGCCACUGGGAUGCAUCACUCGGAUCUCUGCCCCGAUUACCCAAUCACAGCAGUUGUGAGAUGGGCGAGCUUACCCAGACAGGUAUAAUACAGCACUUGAAAAACGGCGAUCACCUUCGACAGGCCUACAUAAAACGUCACAAUCUGCUGACUGCUAAUUGGUUGCCACGGCAGUUGUGGGUGGAGACUACUGGUAAAAGCCGCACCCUCCAGAGUGGAUUGGCUUUGCUCUUUGGUUUCUUGCCUCAUUUUGAUUGGACACGGCUGACGGUAAGGCAGCAGUGGAGUACGCUGUUCUGCGGUUCUUCCUGCGACUGUUCUGCGCGGAACUGGUAUCUGGACCAGGAGCAGCACAGGCAGUAUCGCCAGAGGAUUGCAGACACGGAACUCGAACGCACAUAUGUUGCGAUGGCGAAAACUUUGGGUGUGGCCACAAAGAAUUUGAGGGCGGCCAAUCCAGUCGAUGCACUCUUAUGUCACUUUUGCCACAGUCUUCCCUUUCCCUGCUCAAGCUCACGGACUAUAGCAAACGCUCAGGAUGAGGAGGCGUGUCUUACAAUACAGCACUUUGCAGUGAUUCGCCGGCAACAGAAAGAUGAUGAACUGGAGAGACGGGAGGCGGGGCUCUACCGCCGUUACGCAGUGCUUGCAGCACAUCCAUACCUCAACCAUACUGCGGCGCGCUUGGAGAGGAUUGCUAGAGGUAGACAGUUUCGCAAAGGCAAGGAAGAGGCGGUCUUUGCUUUGGCUUCUGCCCAUGACGUAACCAUGGCGCCAUUGCUAAGCGCACUGGGUCUGGAAGGGGCGGGAUUUCCGAGGUUUGCCGCACGGCUGGUGUUCGAGCUGUGGAGUAGCCCGGAAGUAAAAGACAAGGGGAAAAAUGAGAAAAUUCGUGGAAGAAAAAGAGGAAAGGAGUUGGACGGUAUGUUUAUUCGUGUUCUCUAUAACGGAAAAGACUUGACCUUUGACACGGCCUUCUGCCAUGAUAACAAUCGGCAUUCUGAUCAGCCGCUGUGCCCUCUAGGUAAUUUCCUGUCUUUUGUAAGAAAGGAUAUGUUUAACAUUGUUAAUGCUACGAGUUACGAGCAGGCCUGCCACCAAACUGUACAGUAACAUGAAAACGAGUGAGUGAGGAAAAGCAUUAAGGGAGAAAUGAGUGAAGGUUGAAGAGACAAACGGGUGAAUUUCAUAAAAACAUACCUGUUGUAUUACAUCAAUG